AUGAUGAAUGAUCCAAGAUCCCCACCAGCUUUAUUAAAAAGGCUGUGCGUUAGGGUGACAGGCCUUGGAGAUGAUACUGUGCAGCCAUUGUUCCAGCAAGCUCUCAGGACACUGGCCAGUGAUUUGUCAGUCCAGGCUGAGGCAGACGAGUUCCAGAUGGCAGAAAAAAUAAAAAGGAAAUUGGCAAGGCAGGGCAGGGAGAAAGACGCUGCUGUUAUCUCUGAGCUGCACAGAAAGCUGCAGUCACAGGGUGUUCUAAAGAAUAGAUGGUCCUGCCUCAGUCUGCUGCUUUGCCUGAGUGAUAACACCUCAAAACACAGGCCCCUACCAGGGAGUCAUAUUUUUGCAUCCAGCCGGGGUCAGUAUGCCACCUCUACCCCUAUGACUCACAGAGCAGGCCCCCAGCAGACUCCAGCUGUAGGGGGCAGCACAAUACAGAGUGGUAUGUCAACAGGCAGCAGUGGGAUUAGCAGUAUCCACUCUGGGAGAAGUGGGGACCCCACACCAGUGCCACAGUCUUUUGCUCCUAGUCAUCUAUCAGGUACUGCCCUGGGUCAGACCCCAUACACUGCAGGUAGACCCACCCUGGGGCAACGUCUGGCCUUGUCUCUGAACAGAGGAGGUCAGCAGUCCAGUACAUCAGUGGUGCCCAGGGGCAGUAAGAGUGUCACAAUAGCCAGCACACACAGAGAUGGGGAAGACAAUGUGUCUUAUGAGAUCCCAGAGGCUGUGCUGCUGAGAGAGAUGGUCUAUGUGCUGCAGGGGAUAGACGGGCAGUUGAUUAAAUGGGACAUUAACAAUGCGGGGUACAGGAUAGAUGACAAGGCUGGUAUAGCCAGGGCAGUGAGACAAAAGGUGACCAAGCUGGCGGAGUGUGGGUGGCUGUACACCAAGAUCAGGAAGUACGCAGAUGCCAGGAGUUCAGAUAAAGCAUUUGGACUCGUUGGACAGAGUUUCUGUGCUGCACUUCAUCAAGAACUGACAGAAUACUAUAGACUGAUAGCAGUGUUGGAGGCACAGCUCCAGCAGGAACAUGACCAGGGAGUGGGGAUGGGUCCAGGAGGACUGACCCUCAGACAGCUGUCAGUGUGGACAUUUGACCCCUUGUCCAGGCUCAAGGCACUGGCCGCACUGGUGGAUGUAUGCAAAGGCAAGAAGGGAGGUGCCUUGGCCACAGUGAUACAUUCGUACCUACAGCAUGGAGAUCCUUUCAUGAGAGCUCUGGUGAAACAUACACUAACUCUGGUGGCCCAGCCCAUAUUUGGUAUAGUUCUCCGCUGGCUACAUGAUGGAGAGCUGGAGGACACAUACCACGAGUUCUUUGUUGCAUCAGACCCCACAGUAAAGGAUGAGAGGCUGUGGCAUGACAAGUACAGUCUGAGGAAGAGCAUGAUCCCCUCUUUCCUUAACAUGGACCAGGCCAGGAAGAUUCUCCUGACUGGCAAGUCUAUUAACUUCCUGAGACAGCUGUGUCAGGACAGGACUCAGAUAAAGAGGAGAGAUGUGGUCAGAGCAGCUGAGACAACAGAAGCUGCCAGUAUGUUCACCCAGGAUCUGGAUGGUAAAUUUCAGGCCAUGAUUGACACAGUGUAUGAGGAGACCAGUCGCCAUCUAUUGGAGAUUUUGCACACUAAAUAUAAACUGAUGGACCACCUUAAGGCCUUGAGAAGAUACCUGCUCUUGGGCCAGGGGGAUUUCAUCAGGCAUCUGAUGGAUUUACUGGAAGAAGACCUGGCCAAGCCAGCAGGUACCCUGUAUCUCCACAACCUGACUGGUGUACUGGAGACGGCUGUGAGGGCCACCAAUGCCCAGUAUGAUGACGCUGACAUAUUGAAAAGACUGGAUGUCAGACUGCUGGAGGUGUCACCAGGAGACACAGGCUGGGAUGUCUUCAGUUUGGACUAUCAUGUGGAUGGGCCAAUAAGAACAGUGUUUACUCCAGAAUGCAUGAUAAUGUACCUGAGGGUGUUUAACUUCCUGUGGCGUGCCAAGCGUAUGGAGUAUAUCCUGGCUGGGGUGUGGAAGGGCCAGAUGUCCAACGCAAGGAUGUUCAGAUCUCUGCCUGAAUUAGCACCAUUGUUACAUCAGUGCCAGGUGAUCUGCAGUGAGAUGGUCCACUUUGUCCAGCAAGUCCAGUAUUAUAUCAACUUUGAGGUUUUGGAGUGUUCCUGGGAUGAGCUAUUACAGAAAGUAAAGGAAGCCAAAGAUCUAGAUCAUAUCAUAGCAGCUCACCAAGUCUUCCUUGACAACAUCAUAACUAGAUGUCUGCUGGAUGAGCAGUCAAGGGCCAUCCUGACUCAACUGCGGACUAUCUUCGACUUGAUCAUCCAGUUUCAAGAAAUUCAGGACAGACUUUACCAGGCAGCUGAUGAUGAGCUAACAGCUAGACACAGGGCAGAGGAGAGAGCUCAUGCCAGAUCAGAGAAGGGAGAGUGGGGAUUGACAGACAGCGAUGAACAGACAGAAGAAAGGAGAAAAGCAGAGUUUCUGAGAAAUAUCCCCAGUAUGAGAGCCCAGGUCAGGGUGCUGGCACAGUCCUACCAGGACAUGGUUCAGAAGUUCCUGCUAAUGCUUGCUGGUCAUGCAGAUGUUAGUCUUCGCUUCCUGAGCUUCCGCUUAGACUUCAAUGAGUACUACAAAGCAAAAGAGCCCAAACUGCGGAGUCCCUUAACCUACCAAAGGAGCAAAAGACGAACAUGAUUUUGUUUUGCUUGAUCAUAACUAUUCACAUUUUGAAGUUCUGCACAUGGAGUCAAUGAGAAAUAAUGGAGAUUCCUGUUCAGUGUGAAAAGAGCAAGAGGAAAGCAUGAUGUAUUAUGAGCUGUCCCUUGAAUACUUUUAAAAAUGUAAACAAAAGCAGCACAAUAUGCCCGUUUGAUUAAUCGCCAGAUCUGAUUGGAGGAAACGGGGGACACGUUUUCAGUCCCAAUUUUCAGAACCAGUAACUUUUACUGAACAGGUGGCGUUGAAACACAAUAACAUAGACUUAUGUUUUCAGUUAAUUUAUAAAUUUGUUAUAGGUUUGCAUGCAAUUUUUGUCAUAAUGUCAUAUUUUAGCGGAUGAUUCUUAAUGUAUGAGCUGAGGCCUUGAAUCAGAAGUUAUUUGCAUUAAUAUUCACUUUGCCAAACAAUAAACAAAUUCAGACUAAUAAUGUUUACAUUUUCUGAAGCCCCAUAUAUUCAAAAGGGGCCCUCAAAUGUGUUAUCCGGGGUGGCAUGGGUUCAUGGUAUUGACGGUUUUCUUCAAGUAUCAGCAAUUUAUAGUCUAUUACGGUGUAGGUUCCAUUAGUUGAAAUGGGGAGUCGGUCUUCCGGUGUAACAGUAAUGGUAGUCCGCUAGGGACAGAAGUCCGUUCCCCAUUACUUUGUACAGGUGACAUUUGUCCCAUAUACUA
Molecule: messenger RNA, 3394 nt
Organism: Lingula anatina
Lineage: Eukaryota; Metazoa; Brachiopoda; Lingulata; Lingulida; Lingulidae
Product: gamma-tubulin complex component 3 homolog
Biological process (GO): meiotic cell cycle; cytoplasmic microtubule organization; microtubule nucleation
Cellular component (GO): spindle pole; microtubule organizing center; gamma-tubulin complex
Molecular function (GO): microtubule minus-end binding; gamma-tubulin binding
Source: RefSeq, a predicted model, not a curated record